UCGAACGGUGCCCUUGAUACGCCACCACUAGGCCACCGAUCCGUCACGAUUCGCACUCCGUGCCGCCCUCGCUUCGCCGCUCCCCGUCCAUGCCCCACUUCGUCGCCCACAUGUAGGUGUCCACUGGAACGCCGCGGGCGCUGCAGCCUGGAUGCUCCGGUCGCACUCCAUUGACUAGCCGCCACCCCAUGCCUCUCCACGCACUACACACGCGAACAUUGAUGCCCCGACUAAAGUCGCCCCUCUCCUAUGGCGUUAGCGGAAAUCAAUCACAAUUGAUCUGCAGACCUGCAUCAGUAGUUUCUAGCUUUAACUGAAAAACUUUCUUGCAUCACUCACAACUCCACUUUGUAAAUAAAAACUGAGGUGGAAUGUUUGGUGAGUCUGCAGUCCAGAUAGUAUCAACAAAUGCUUACAUUGCAUAGAUACUUAGUGGUUAUAGUGUUUUUUUUAUCCAUGGAAUCCAUGUGUCUGUCUUGGUAAAUUUGGAAAAUACAUAUGCAGACACAGUUGCUUUGGUUGAUCUUCGUUGCAGAUCAUUCCCAAUGGCAUACCCUAUUCGCAGAGAAGGAAGGUGAAAAGGCUCUUAAGCCAGCAGCGGUGAAGUUCAUACGUGAAGAUGUUUUUCCUUAAACGUCAACCUAUUAUCUUUAUUUUCAUAGCUAGAGCAGAGAUCUUACAAGCUGGUGUCAAUGGUUACAACAACUGCAUAUUCGAUCAGGAAUUCAGGGCUGAUGUAGUGAAAGCUCUUAAAGAGAACGGAGCGUGCACUCACAUGAAAUGUUCCUUCGGUAGAACUUCGAAUGGUGGUGAUGGUGAUGGGAAGGAGAAUCUCUUUGCAUCGUUUUUCUUUGACAGGGCAGCUGAGCGCAGCCUUUGGUCACAUCACCUCCCUACUACUGUGUAAUGCUCCCGUCCUUCUACACCUUUAUGUGGUUGGUUAAGCGGUAUUUCUACAGCUAAGUACCUCUAACUUCUUUCUCUUCUGGGAUUACUCAUACAAUUAGAGCAGGUCGGAUACCUUCC
Messenger RNA from Lolium rigidum, 1026 nucleotides. RefSeq names its product probable apyrase 2. The transcript is spliced from 5 exons. Bases 620 to 907 code for a protein of 95 amino acids. The record is from RefSeq and is a predicted model, not a curated record. NCBI's taxonomy places the organism in Eukaryota, Viridiplantae, Streptophyta, Magnoliopsida, Poales, Poaceae.